UCCCUCUCUCUCUCUCUCUCAACAAAUCCUCCAUUCAAGGCCUCCUUGUCCUGGCAUUACAUCCACCGGGAAAGAUGCAUUUCUGUGGAGCUUGAAAAUAGGAGGAGGAUUUGAAGCUCUUCAAUGGAACAUUUUGCCUCUCCUUAGGAGGAUGAUCGACUGCAUCGGCGACGAAUAAAAGAUGGGUCGUGUUAAGCUAGAGAUAAGGAGGAUAGAGAACAUCACGAACCGCCAAGUGACGUUCUCGAAGCGCAGGAAUGGGCUCAUCAAGAAGGCGUACGAGCUCUCCGUCCUCUGCGACAUCGACAUCGCUCUCAUCAUGUUCUCUCCCUCCGACCGCGUGAGCCACUUUUCGGGAAAAAGAAGGAUCGAGGAUGUGCUCACCCGUUUCAUUAACCUCUCCGACCAAGAACGAGACACGUAUGCAAUUAAAACUUUACAAAAAUGUCGACCACUUCUUUUUUUAUGCGCUAUCCAAAACAAAGAGUACUUGCUCAGGACCCUCCAGCAACUUAAGAAUGAGAAUGACCUCGCUCUCCAAAUUGCAAAUCCGGGGGCAGUCGACUCCGAUGCCGAGGAGCUCCAUCAGCAAAUUGGCAUAUUGAGGCAGCAACUUCUGGAGGCAGACGAGCAGAUACGAAUAUAUGAGCCGACUCUGCUUCCAAAAAAUACAUCUUUGAAGGAUCUGGAGUCAAUUGAGAAUACUCUUGUGGACACCCUUCAACGCGUGGUGCAGAGAAAGGAGCAGUUGAUGGUAAACCAUCUAUCUCCUUACGAUCCAUCCGGUAUGCAGCAAGGGAUGUCGAGCUCCUUCGACAAUGAUGUCGGGUGGUUGUCGGAAAACGAUCCAAACAAUGCGCAGUUCUUCGACUCAUCCGCUUCUCUCAUGCAAGUCAGGGAUCUCUCAUCUUCACUAUAUCAAACGUUAGUACAAGCGACGGGCUCAAGCUGCAUUGACCCAAGAAGCAUGGCAGAGUCACAUGUAUCAAACCCUAGUGAAGGAAAUAUCUCAGCUUGGCCUCAGGAGUACACUUCAACUGCCCACAAUCCAAAUAUGAUUCCUCAGUCCUUUUACACUCAGCAUGGCAUGGGGGUCCCGGAAUUGCCAGAAGUGAUGCAAUGUGAGCAGGUGGAGAUGCCAAUGAGCAGCUCCCACCUAACAGCAGAUAAUGAAGCUCCGCAAUAUGACAGAAAAGGCCCUCAGAUCAAUGGGCAAUGAGUAAUUAAUUAUUAUUAUUAUUUUUAUUUUGAUUACCCUUUGUUGGGUUAAAUUGUAUUUAGAAAAGUGCUUACAUGUGUGGAGAAACUCACUCCAGCAAUUACUUGUAAUUAGU
This is a messenger RNA of Syzygium oleosum, 1334 nucleotides long. RefSeq names its product agamous-like MADS-box protein AGL66. Gene Ontology annotation, molecular function: RNA polymerase II cis-regulatory region sequence-specific DNA binding; DNA-binding transcription factor activity, RNA polymerase II-specific; protein dimerization activity. Bases 182 to 1219 code for a protein of 345 amino acids. Gene Ontology annotation, biological process: positive regulation of transcription by RNA polymerase II. The record is from RefSeq and is a predicted model, not a curated record. The transcript is spliced from 11 exons. NCBI's taxonomy places the organism in Eukaryota, Viridiplantae, Streptophyta, Magnoliopsida, Myrtales, Myrtaceae.